Messenger RNA from Ilex paraguariensis (yerba mate), 2688 nucleotides. The record is from the annotation of a GenBank genome assembly. NCBI's taxonomy places the organism in Eukaryota, Viridiplantae, Streptophyta, Magnoliopsida, Aquifoliales, Aquifoliaceae.
AUGCAUCGCCAACUCUUCCUCUCUCCCCUUCUCCACCACUCCAUCGCCACCAUCAUCUUCAUCCUCAUCACUUUUCCGACCUGUAAUGGCGACGACGAUGACCAGUACACAAUCUGCGACACCACCCGCUACCACUGUGGCGCAACCAUUCAGAACGUUAGCUACCCUUUCUGGGGAGCCAACCGCCCUCCGUUCUGCGGCGUUCCCGGGUUUCAACUCACUUGCAAUAUCAAUAAUUACACCACCAUAGACAUAAACAAUCAGAAUUUUCGUCUCCUAAGCAUCAACUCAUCCACUCACUUGGUCACCAUUGCUCCUACCGAUCUCUGGGACGAUAUUUGUCUGGACAACUUCAAUUACUCGAUUCUAGAUGACACCCUCUUUAGUUACGGUCCAGACGUUCGAAAUCUCAACGUGUUCUAUGAUUGCCGAGGUCGCAGCCUUAAUAUAUCUGUUAGGAAUAGAUUUACUUGCAUGAUGCGUGGUUCAGAGAGGGUUGGCUUUUACGCUGACGAAUCGUUUUCGUCGGUUCAGUUACCGGAAUUUCAGCCAUGUGAGCGUACUAUGACCGUUCCUGUUCUUCGGAGGGCUAUUCAGAGAUUCACACCGAAUGAGACCAUUGAAUUGCUGGAACUAUUGAAUGAGGGUUUUGACGUGGAGUAUCGGAUAGAGGAGUUUUGUUCGGCUUGUCAGAAAUCCGGUGGGUUGUGUUGGUCUGGCACGAAUUCUACACAGCCUUCAUGCCUUUGUAAAAACAUUGAAGCUCAUCCGUUCAUGUGCCCGGAACAAGCUUGCUGGCGGAAAUCAAGAAUUUGUUCAAAGAAUGGGAUAGGUUUCGAACGGAGCAUUAGUCUUAUUGAUGGAAACAAGAAGUCGAAUACAAUCAUUAUUGAAAUAAUGAAAAUUUCUAUGCCCACAAGUAUUACCACAGUGGACACACUAAUUGAUUGUCAAAUCUUUUACUCUGAGCAACAAGAAUCAAACUGUGGCUCCCCAGGAUUCAAUGUCACUUGUAAAGGCAAUUAUCCGACCCGCAUAUUUUCUGAUGAUGAUUACAUCAUCAAGGAUAUAUUUUACACAAACAACUCGCUUCUGUUAGUGAAAGCUGAGUUCUAUGAUGGGGAUAAUGAAUGCCCACUCCCUAAGCGCAAUUUUAGCAUAGAAAAGACUCCUUUUAACUAUGGUCCUGCCACCAUGAAUCUCUCCUUCUUCUAUAAUUGCACCGUGCCCUAUGAAAAUGCGACGUAUGCAGUUGAUUGUGGCAGCAACGCUACUCAUCACGCUUUUGCUGUUUUCCAUGCUGAUCUCUUGAGGUACCGGAAUUAUUCAGCAGAGUCAUGCCAAGAUUAUGUUAAUGCACCUGUGGAGACUGAUGAUCUUAGCAGACUGUUGGAUAUAAAUUUCACUGGUAUUUUGAAGAAGGGGUUUGUUUUGCAAUGGGAUGCAGUUGAUUGUAGGAACUGCCGGAGCAGUGGUGGGAGUUGUGAUUCUGACAAUAAGAAAUUCACCUGUAACCAUGGUUUUGGUGCAGCGACAAUCAGUGCCCUUUUCAUGUGCCUUCUUUUCUUGAUCUAUCAGCAUCGAAACAAGAAACGUUAUGCUGCUGCCUCAUUUAACUCUCGAGACAUUUCUUUGCAUCCCUCUUCGAUUACUGAUCUUGAAAAGGAUGGUAACUAUUUUGGGGUACACAUUUUCACCUAUGGAGAACUAGAAGAAGCCACUAACAAUUUCGAUUCUAAAAAAGAACUCGGAGAUGGGGGCUAUGGGACAGUUUACCAAGGCAAACUCCGAGAUGGGCGUGCUGUUGCUGUUAAGCGAUUGUACGAGAACAAUUACAAAACUGUAGGGCAGUUCAUGAAUGAGGUUGAGAUCCUCACACAUAAGGGAUUGAAUUUAGGACUGAAGAUUGGCAUAGGUUUUGGUGCAGCGACAAUCAGUGCCCUUUUCAUGUGCCUUCUUUUCUUGAUCUAUCAGCAUCGAAACAAGAAACGUUAUGCUGCUGCCUCAUUUAACUCUCGAGACAUUUCUUUGCAUCCCUCUUCGAUUACUGAUCUUGAAAAGGAUGGUAACUAUUUUGGGGUACACAUUUUCACCUAUGGAGAACUAGAAGAAGCCACUAACAAUUUCGAUUCUAAAAAAGAACUCGGAGAUGGGGGCUAUGGGACAGUUUACCAAGGCAAACUCCGAGAUGGGCGUGCUGUUGCUGUUAAGCGAUUGUACGAGAACAAUUACAAAACUGUAGGGCAGUUCAUGAAUGAGGUUGAGAUCCUCACACUCUUGAUUGAGCUUAUAUCAUCUAAGCCUGCUGUUGAUAUCACAAGGCAUCGGCAUGAAAUCAAUUUGUCCACCAUGGCUAUCAACAAGAUCAAAAAUCAUUCAUUGCAUGAGCUUGUGGAUCCAUCUCUCGGGUUUGAAUCGAACUGUAAAGUAAGGGACAUGGUAAAUGAUGUGGCAGAGUUGGCUUUUCAAUGUUUACAAAAUGGGAGGGAAAUGAGACCAUCCAUGGGAGAAGUGUUGGAGGUUCUAAAGGGAAUUCAGAACAAGGAUUAUGGCGUCCAAAACGUGGAAAAGGUGGAUAUUCUAGCAGAUGAUGUUGUAUUAUCGAAUGCUAAUCCUUUUACUCUUUCACCAGAUUCAGUUACUGCAGUUUGGGUUAGCAGUUCAACAACGCCUAAUGACAGUGCCUGA